UUCUUUGCUUCCUCUUCUUCUCCCAAACAACCUGUCGAUCGCUGACCGAUCCUCUCUCUCUCUCUCUCUCUUAAACCCUAGCUGCUGCCAACCAGAACCUGCUAGUCAUCAUCAAUCUGAUUUGAUUUGAUCCCCCAUUCCAUUCUUCUUCUUCUUCCUCGCGGCUGCGCCAUCCAUCCAGUAGUCCCACCAAUCCAUGGCUUCAGCGUUCGGGACCGGGACCGCCUCCACUUGCGGCAUCAAGCCUGCACCUACAGGAGUUGCGCUUGCUGCGCCCAAGAUGCACCUUUCCCUCGUCUCGCCCUCGCUGGUUUCGCUUCCGCGCAAGAUGAGGCCCCAGAGGAAGUGCAACUUCAGAGUAAACGCCGCAAAGGAGCUGCACUUCAACAAGGAUGGCUCGGCUAUCAGGAAACUGCAAAAUGGGGUCAACAAGCUUGCAGAUCUCGUUGGGGUUACUCUUGGACCAAAGGGGCGGAAUGUAGUCCUCGAGAGCAAGUAUGGCUCACCUAAGAUUGUCAAUGAUGGUGUCACUGUGGCAAAGGAGGUUGAACUUGAGGACCCUGUCGAAAAUAUUGGUGCUAAAUUGGUCCGCCAAGCUGCUGCUAAAACAAAUGACUUGGCUGGUGACGGGACAACCACUUCGGUCGUCCUUGCUCAAGGGAUGAUCACUGAGGGUGUAAAGGUUGUAGCUGCUGGUGCUAAUCCAGUGCAGAUCACCCGUGGUAUUGAGAAAACAGCCAAAGCGCUAGUCAGCGAACUCCAAAAGAUGUCCAAGGAGGUUGAGGACAGUGAGCUUGCUGAUGUUGCUGCAGUUAGUGCUGGAAAUAACUAUGAAAUUGGGAAUAUGAUAGCUGAGGCCAUGAAAAAAGUUGGGCGGCAGGGAGUGGUCACACUUGAAGAGGGAAAGAGUGCUGAAAAUAACCUCUAUGUUGUAGAGGGAAUGCAGUUUGACCGUGGCUAUAUUUCUCCCUACUUUGUAACUGACAGUGAAAAAAUGACAGUCGAGUACGAGAACUGCAAGCUGCUCCUUGUGGACAAGAAAAUUAACAACGCCAGAGAUCUUAUCACUAUCCUGGAGGAUGCUAUUAGAAGUGGAUAUCCAAUUCUAAUAGUCGCAGAGGAUAUUGAGCAGGAAGCUCUUGCAACCCUUGUGGUUAAUAGGCUUAGAGGUGCAUUGAAGAUUGCUGCUAUCAAGGCCCCUGGUUUUGGAGAGCGCAAGAGUCAAUAUCUUGAUGACAUUGCUACUCUCACUGGAGGCACUGUCAUCAGAGAAGAAGUUGGAUUAUCCUUAGACAAGGCAGACAAUCAGGUCCUAGGAACUGCUGCCAAGGUUGUAGUAACUAAGGAUUCAACAACAAUAGUGGGAGAUGGCACUACACAGGAGGAAGUAAACAAAAGGGUGACACAAAUCAAGAACCAGAUUGAGGCUACUGAACAAGAAUAUGAGAAAGAAAAACUAAACGAGAGGAUAGCUAAACUCUCUGGUGGUGUUGCUGUCAUUCAGGUAGGAGCACAGACAGAAACUGAGCUUAAGGAAAAGAAACUGAGGGUUGAGGAUGCCCUGAAUGCUACAAAGGCAGCAGUUGAAGAAGGUAUUGUUGUCGGUGGUGGCUGUACCCUUCUGAGGCUUUCAUCAAAAGUUGAUGCAAUUAUAGAAACCCUUGAGAAUGAUGAACAGAAGGUUGGGGCUGAAAUUGUAAGGAAGUCCUUGAGCUAUCCACUUAAAUUGAUUGCAAAGAAUGCAGGUGUUAAUGGCAGUGUGGUUACUGAGAAGGUUCUUGCCAAUGAGAACUUCAGGUAUGGGUACAAUGCGGCUACAGGGAAGUACGAGGAUUUGAUGGCUGCUGGUAUCAUUGAUCCCACCAAGGUCGUGAGGUGCUGCUUGGAGCAUGCUGCAUCGGUGGCAAAAACCUUCAUCACCUCUGACGCCGUUGUUGUUGACAUUAAAGUGCCUGAGCAAGCACCUGCUCCUGCAAACCCAAUGGCUGGUGGCUCAGGUUUUGGAUUCUAAAUUGUUUGGAGUUUAGGUUCCCCUUCGUUCCAUCGGCAGCAGGCAGCAGUGCGCAUUGCAGCGACAGAAUCUUACCUUACGAUAGUCUCCAGAUAUAAGUCUGGAUGUUAUUGUUGCAUCGAAUUGUGAAAAUCAAGUGCAAGUAGCCAAGACAGCUGAAAAAUAUUUUUGAUGAGAGAUGCUGCUUUUUUUUCUCCUAUAUUGGUGUUGAAAAUGUUGACACGGUAUCGAUCAGUCACGCAAGUCGCGACAAUAGCAUAUCUGUACUCCUUUUGAAUGUGCUUGGAAGGCAAGCCCGUGACUGCGCAGCAGCCAGUGUUAACUUUUAAGCUAUGCACUUGCCAUCCUUUGGUUGCGAGGCACUGGUAAAGUCUCAAAACCCAAUUUUAAA
Sorghum bicolor (sorghum) is the source of this 2402-nucleotide messenger RNA. Its product is annotated as ruBisCO large subunit-binding protein subunit beta, chloroplastic-like. Gene Ontology annotation, molecular function: ATP-dependent protein folding chaperone; ATP binding. The record is from RefSeq and is a predicted model, not a curated record. Gene Ontology annotation, biological process: protein refolding. Lineage: Eukaryota; Viridiplantae; Streptophyta; Magnoliopsida; Poales; Poaceae. The transcript is spliced from 15 exons. Bases 197 to 2011 code for a protein of 604 amino acids.